Molecule: messenger RNA, 4738 nt
Organism: Drosophila serrata
Lineage: Eukaryota; Metazoa; Arthropoda; Insecta; Diptera; Drosophilidae
Gene: Ih
Product: hyperpolarization activated cyclic nucleotide gated potassium channel Ih
Biological process (GO): potassium ion transmembrane transport; regulation of membrane depolarization; sodium ion transmembrane transport
Cellular component (GO): HCN channel complex; membrane
Molecular function (GO): voltage-gated potassium channel activity
Source: RefSeq, a predicted model, not a curated record
GCCAGCAGUGCCAGCCGCGACAACUUGUGCCCGGAGAUCGGCAGCAGCAGCAGCAGCAGCCAGCAUCAACAGCAGCCGCACCAUCAGCAGCGCCACUCGCACUCGCACCAGCACUUGGUGCGCCAGUCUCUGGUGAGUCUCAGCAACGGGCAGCCGGCGGCUUCAUCAUCUCCAGCGGCGCCGGACAGCGUCUCGCUGCUGCGGGCGUCGGGCGAUGAUCAGCACAGGUCCUCCCAGCAGCAGCAGCAGCAGCAGCAACAGCAGCAACAGCAUCUACUCCAGCAACAGGGUCAACGGCAGAGGAGCAGCAGCAGCCGGCUAUCCACCAGUGGCAUCUCCAAGCAAAACUCCAGCGACAGCAGGAGCGGCCUGCGCAUCCUCGAUCACAGCAGUCACAGUCCGGUGAGCUGUGGCACCCAAAGCGUGAGCAGCACUGGCGGCCAGUCGGCGCUCUACGAUGCCUGUCACGAGUAUUCGCGUAGCUUGAGUGCAGCGGCGGCGGCGUCGUCAGAAGGUGCAGCCGGAUCGCUGCUCAAGAGCCACUACAGUGAUCAGCAGUUGGCCCAUCCAGAGCCAGAUCCAGAGCCGGAUCCGGAAAGGGAUAGAGACAGGGAUCGGGACAGGGACAGGGAGCGAGAGAGACGCCAUCUGACCAACCUGAACCUCAACCUGAACAGCGAGUACGACUACAGUGGCAGCGACAAGCAGCAGCUGGUGAACGAGACUUACAUCUUCAAGUGCAUCGCCAAUAGUCCCUCGUUCCUGCGCACCAACAAGAUCAAGGAGCAGUCCAAGAAGCUGCGCAAUCUCUCCCUGAAGACACGCACAGCGAAGAAGAAGGGCCAGAUCAUCUCCAAGUCGAACGCGGUGUCGGAUAACUCACUGCAUCCGGGCGACAAGUACCUGAACUUGUAUCUGGUGGAGAAGAAGCAUUCGCUGCAGCCGCAGGUGGCCAGCUCCAGCUCUACGCCCCAUCCGCAGCAGGCCUCCUCGGCGCCGGCCAGCUCAUCUUCCACGUGCACCCGUUCACAGCAGCCACAGUUGCCAGCCUUAUCCGCGGUCGCUGCCCGCCAGCAACAGUUGCUGCUGAACGGUUCGCUCAAGGGCAAGACCAAGACAUUGCCAGCCGGCGGCCACCGGGCGUCGGUGAGGAGCGAGAGUGGAAGCGGAGGGAGCAGCCACACCAUUCCGGCGACGGGCAAGAGUCCGGCGCAGGUGCCGCAAUCGCUGGCGGCCAAGAUCAGUAGCAGCUCGGCUAGCGGCAGCAAGAACUGCAACCUGCUCAGCGCCAGCAGCAACUCAUGCCACAAGCUGCAUGCCCACGCACACGGCCACGGACUGGGAGCAGCAGGCACUGGAUCAGGGACAGGAUCUGGAGCAGGAGCAGGAACUGGGCACGCGCAUUACGCAGCGGCCGCCUCGCCCAAGAGCUCGGUGAGCAGCAACGGGCAUCUGAACAAGUACUGCCUCACGGACCUCACGCGCCGCAAGGCCGAGUUCAAUCGCCAGCUCAGCGCCCCGACGGACUACACCCAUCACUCGUCCAGCAACGGGUCGCAGCAGGAGGGCUCCUCGGAGGCCAACGAGGGUCACGAGCCGGUCGGGGAGUCCACCAUCACGGUAGCCAGUGCCGGUGUGCCAUAUCCGCAUCCGUACUCGUAUCCGUAUCACUAUCCCCAUCAGGCCUCGGCCACAGCGCCGGCCAAUCUCAAGGCGUCCCUGCAGCUCCACAGCUUCGGGGGCCACCAUCCGUGUCCUUAUCCAUCGCGGCCCACGUCCACCUCGUGCACGAACAGCUUCAACCGGCGUCACAUCCGUCGGCACAAGGGCAAGCUCGGCGAUCGCCUGCUGAGCGGCGAUAGUGAGGAAUCGGUACGCUGCUCCUAUUGCUCGGUGCUGAAUGUGAACGAGAACGACCUGCGCAUUUCGUUUGAAAACACCUGCACCGACUCACUGGUCACCGCUUUCGAUGAUGAGGCCCUGCUAAUAUGCGACCAAGGAACCGAAAUGGUACACUUUGAUGACGUGUCGUUGUACGGCACUCCGAAAGAGGAGCCCAUGCCCAACAUACCGAUCGUUUCGGAAAAAGUCUCUGCGAAUUUCCUAAAAAGUCAAUUGCAAUCAUGGUUCCAGCCGACGGACAAUCGUUUGGCCAUGAAACUGUUUGGCAGCCGCAAGGCGCUGGUCAAGGAGCGCAUACGUCAGAAAACUUCCGGGCAUUGGGUCAUACACCCGUGCAGUUCAUUCAGGUUUUACUGGGACCUUUGCAUGCUUUUAUUAUUAGUAGCAAAUCUUAUUAUCCUGCCAGUCGCAAUAUCAUUCUUCAACGAUGAUCUGAGCACACGAUGGAUUGCCUUCAACUGCCUAAGUGAUACUAUUUUUUUAAUAGAUAUUGUAGUCAAUUUUAGAACAGGAAUUAUGCAACAAGACAACGCUGAACAAGUAAUAUUGGAUCCAAAGCUUAUAGCUAAACACUAUUUAAGAACUUGGUUUUUUCUCGAUUUGAUUUCGUCGAUACCGCUAGAUUAUAUAUUUUUAAUUUUCAAUCAAGUAAGUUAACGUAUGUAAGAAACAGUACGAUACAUUUUGAUUAAGAUUAUGAAAUUGCAGGAUUUCUCUGAUUCUUUUCAAAUAUUGCAUGCCGGACGCGCCCUGCGCAUCCUGCGCCUGGCCAAGCUGCUCUCCCUGGUGCGACUGCUCCGACUGUCCCGCCUCGUGCGCUAUGUGUCCCAAUGGGAGGAGGUCUAUAUUCUGCAGAAUCUACAGAAAAAAAGUGCUGAUCGCAGAGGGAGAAUGCACAGAAAAGACAAAGAUGGCUUGACAAAAAGCAACCUAAUUCUCAAGUUCCUCAAUAUGGCCUCGGUCUUCAUGAGGAUCUUCAAUUUAAUUUGCAUGAUGCUCCUGAUCGGCCAUUGGAGCGGUUGCUUGCAGUUCUUAGUGCCAAUGUUGCAGGGUUUUCCAUCCAACUCCUGGGUCUCCAUCAACGAGUUGCAGGAAUCCUACUGGCUGGAGCAGUUCUGGGCAUUGUUUAAGGCCAUGUCGCACAUGCUUUGCAUAGGCUAUGGCAGAUUCCCACCACAAUCACUGACAGACAUGUGGCUAACGAUGCUAUCGAUGAUAUCCGGGGCCACCUGUUAUGCAUUGUCUGGUCAUGCGACCAAUCUCAUCCAGAGCUUAGACUCUAGCCGGCGCCAGUACCGCGAGAAGGUCAAGCAGGUGGAGGAGUACAUGGCCUAUCGCAAGCUACCGCGUGAUAUGCGGCAGAGGAUAACGGAAUACUUCGAGCAUCGGUACCAGGGUAAAUUCUUCGAUGAAGAGUUGAUACUUGGCGAGUUGAGCGAGAAAUUGCGCGAGGAUGUCAUCAACUACAACUGCAGAUCCCUCGUGGCGUCAGUGCCUUUUUUUGCUAAUGCCGAUUCGAAUUUCGUUUCCGACGUAGUUACCAAACUGAAAUACGAAGUUUUCCAACCAGGUGAUAUUAUCAUAAAGGAGGGUACGAUCGGUACAAAGAUGUACUUCAUACAGGAGGGCGUGGUGGACAUUGUCAUGGCCAACGGCGAGGUUGCCACCUCACUAUCGGACGGCUCUUACUUUGGUGAGAUCUGUCUGCUGACCAAUGCGCGUCGUGUGGCCAGCGUGCGAGCCGAAACCUAUUGCAAUCUAUUCUCGUUGAGCGUGGAUCAUUUCAAUUGCGUUCUGGAUCAAUAUCCGCUGAUGCGCAAGACCAUGGAGACUGUGGCCGCCGAGCGGUUGAACAAGAUUGGCAAGAAUCCAAACAUAAUGCAGCAGAAGGACGAGCAGCUGAGCAAUCCAGAGUCGAACACGAUCACGGCUGUGGUGAAUGCUCUGGCUGCCGAAGCGGAUGACUGCAAAGAUGAUGACAUGGAUCUCAAGGAGAAUUUACUGCAUGGGUCAGAGUCGAGCAUUGCUGAGCCGGUGCAGACGAUACGAGAGGGAUUGCCGCGACCGAGGAGCGGCGAGUUCCGUGCUCUGUUCGAGGGCAACACUCCAUGACACUGAGGCACGACGACUAUGAUGAUGAUGAGGACGACUAGCGGUGCCGGUGGGCACCGGGCAACCAUCUGAGUCCAUCGGCUCGCAGGACACUCACUCAGCCACAUCUCGACAUCCACACUCACACUCACACACAAGACUCCCAUUCACUCACACAUGCGUAUAUAAUAAUUUAGUAAAAGGAACCCCAAGACGCGAUAAGAGUACACUAAAAAAGAAUCAAUUUAUGGUAGACACUCUAUAUAUGCAAUUGCGAUUUAGUAGAAAAACGUAUUAAAAAUGAAAAAUAAAAAAAAAAAAAACAAACAAAAAAAGAACAAACAAAACAAUUACACAAAAAAUGUCCUCAAUAAUUAUUCAUAAUUUCAGCUCCGCUAACUGUGAUGACUUUAAUAUAAGAAUCGAAAAAAAAAUUAACAAAAAAAAGUGAAACCGAGACACAGAGAAACCGAGUACAUACAGAUAUAAAUUAUACGAUAGAGAAGAACUCAGCAGCAGCCAGCAGACAAGACGACAGAUCAGAUCAGAAAAUCACAACCACGCAGCCAUAGAAGAAUUGCCACACACACACACACACAACACAAGACACUCAGACACACCACAUACUAGAUACCGACAUAUAAAGUAAAUCUACAUCUAAGUUUUAUGCCCACGAUAUUGUAACGAUAACGAAGUGAAUAGACUUUUGAAUUGCUACACAUAGGUGUUAGUCCUAUGGACCUAC